Penicillium subrubescens is the source of this 252-nucleotide messenger RNA. RefSeq lists its product as uncharacterized. The record is from RefSeq and is a predicted model, not a curated record. Lineage: Eukaryota; Fungi; Ascomycota; Eurotiomycetes; Eurotiales; Aspergillaceae. The transcript is spliced from 5 exons. The coding region runs from base 1 to 252 and encodes 83 amino acids.
AUGUACCCCUCCCGUGUCCUGCGCAUGCAGCCCUCCCGGGCUUUCUACAGCCCCGCCCCCAAGGAGGCUCACUCCGCCCACACCAUCUCUCAGCGCCUGCGCAUGAUCAAGAAGUGUCCUCCUGAGCUGAUCCCUCUCGGUAUCGUCCUUGGCGUUGCCGUCGGUGCUGCCAUCUACUCGAGCACCAAGAAGCUCAUGACCGACAAGACCCUGCGUCUCUACCGCAACAGCCCCGAGAGCCGCGACCACUAA